Messenger RNA from Pleurotus ostreatus (oyster mushroom), 570 nucleotides. It is a transcript of the gene RPL17, whose product is annotated as 60S ribosomal protein L17. Bases 1 to 570 code for a protein of 189 amino acids. The transcript has 6 exons. Gene Ontology annotation, cellular component: ribosome; cytosolic large ribosomal subunit. Gene Ontology annotation, molecular function: structural constituent of ribosome. NCBI's taxonomy places the organism in Eukaryota, Fungi, Basidiomycota, Agaricomycetes, Agaricales, Pleurotaceae. Gene Ontology annotation, biological process: cytoplasmic translation. The record is from RefSeq and is a predicted model, not a curated record.
AUGGUAAGAUACGCCUCCGCCGCCGUCAUCAACAACCCGGAAAAAACUGCUCGCGCACGGGGCGAGUACCUCAGAACCCACUUCAAGAACAUGCGGGAAGUCGCGGCCGCCGUUACGGGCUUCAAGCUCACGAAGGCGUACUCUUACUUGGGCGACGUACAGGAGCACAACCGCUGCAUUCCUUUCCGACGAUUCUCUGGUGGUGUUGGGCGUACGGGUCAGGCUAAGGAGUUCAAGACAACGCAAGGUCGUUGGCCCGAAAAGUCCAUCAAAUUCCUCCUCCGCCUCUUGAAGAACGCCGAGUCGAAUGCCGAUGCCAAAAACAUUGAUGUUGAGGAUCUUACGAUUAAGAACAUUGUUGUUAACCAGGCCCCUAAAACCCGCCGCCGCACCUACCGCGCCCACGGUCGCAUUAACCCCUACCAAGGCCACCCUUGCCACGUCGAAAUCAUCCUUGCCGCUUCCGAUGUUGAGGUCGAGAAGAGCCACGACAAGGACGUUGUCAAGCAAUUCGCAGGCCUCAACCGCAGACAAGUGGCCAGAAAGAGAAUCGAGGCAGCCCGAUCAUAA